Messenger RNA from Boleophthalmus pectinirostris (great blue-spotted mudskipper), 1608 nucleotides. RefSeq names its product AT rich interactive domain 3C (BRIGHT-like) (gene arid3c). The transcript is spliced from 8 exons. Gene Ontology annotation, molecular function: DNA binding. The record is from RefSeq and is a predicted model, not a curated record. NCBI's taxonomy places the organism in Eukaryota, Metazoa, Chordata, Actinopteri, Gobiiformes, Gobiidae. Gene Ontology annotation, biological process: regulation of transcription by RNA polymerase II. Gene Ontology annotation, cellular component: nucleus. Bases 1 to 1608 code for a protein of 535 amino acids.
AUGGUGGAUAACACCAGCGUGGCCAACUCCGCUUUGUCCGGAGCCUUCUCCAGCGGUAGCCUCCUGUCCCCAGUCCCUAUCCAGAGCUCAGCGGUGGCCCAUAGCGGGCCCUCCGGCCCGGGGCCCGGCUCUGGCCCACAGCCCGGGGGUCCGCAGCCAGGGGGCCCGCAGCCCGGGGGCAUGCGGUUGGAGGCGGUGAUGGAGAACUUGCAGCGGCAGCAGGCGGCGCGGCUGCGGCAGGCGGAGAAGGAGCUUCAGAGUCAGCUCCAGCACCAGGCGCUGCUGCGGCACUAUCAGGCGGCGGUGCGCUUCAGCCCGGGGCUCACACCGGGGCUCACACCGGGGCUCACAGCUGGACUGACACCGGGGCUGGCCCUUGGGCUGCGUGCAGACUCUCGAGCCAGCAGCGAGGAUCGGGACGCGGAGGACUCGGAGGAGGACGAGCAGUUGGAGGAAGAGGAGCGCUUCCCGCCGCAGAGCCUCAGCCGCGGGCCGCUCAUCAGCAGAGUCCCGCCAGGGCUUGGACCGGCCCGCUCCAUGCGCCCCGAGUCCCCGCAGAACGCCAACCACGAGUGGACCUACGAGGAGCAAUUCAAGCAGUUGUAUGAGUUGGACAAUGAUGAGAAGCGCAAAGAGUUUCUGGACGACCUGUUUGGAUUCAUGCAGAAGAGAGGGACCCCCGUGAAUCGGAUUCCCAUCAUGGCCAAGCAGGUGCUGGACCUCUACAUGCUCUACAAGCUAGUGACAGAGAAAGGCGGAUUAGUGGAAGUCAUCAAUAAGAAGAUCUGGAGAGAGAUCACCAAAGGGUUAAACCUGCCCACGUCCAUCACCAGCGCCGCCUUCACGCUGCGCACACAGUACAUGAAGUACUUGUACCCGUACGAGUGUGAGAAGCGUGCUCUGAGCUCACCCUCGGAGCUGCAGGCCGCCAUCGACAGUAACCGCCGCGAAGGCCGACGCCAGAGUUAUGGUGCCCAGCUCUUUAACUACUCCCCUGUGGGCACGCCCACGCUCCUGCCCCCGCCCAAAGUGCACCUGCCGCACCUGCCUCUGGGCACGCACCCCAGCGGACACCUCAGCCAGCUGGCCAGCAUUAAAAAGGAGGAGCCGCUCCUGACGGGCUGCCUGCCAGGCCCUGGGGCCCACUCACACCACAUGGGGGCAGUACAGGCUGCCGCAUUGGAGACACUCAGAGAAAAGCUGGAGCGCACAGAGCCUCCAGAGAAGAAGAUGAUGAUGGAGGAGCAGCGACUGAUGCAGCAGGCGCUACAGCGCAACCUGCUGGCCAUGGCAACGCAACUGCCCCUCAGCAUCUCGCUCAGCAACAGAGAUGAUAGACAAGAGGCCGCAUUGAACCUGUCUACCGACGGCAUUAGCAGCAUCAACAUGUCAAUAGAAAUAAAUGGAGUUGUCUACACAGGCAUUUUGUUCGCUCGGCAGUCUGCUCUGGGCACAGGGACCCAUCGUCAGGGGCCCAAGCACAGCGGCCCCCACACUCAGGGAAAGAGCAGCCCCGUCCUGCCUGUCCACUUCAGCCAUCAGCCGCCCUCCUCCGCUUCCUCCUCCUCCUCCUCCUCACUGCACGGACACAGAGGCCCCUCCCCCUGA